CCUGAUCCACCUGCAGGAGAGAUCAGACAAGUGGAAGGCACGCCCUUCGACCUCAGGAAGCCCGUUCUGAUUGGCUCCCGGCUGAAGGAACUCCAAGGUCCGGGGUUUGACCACAAUUUCUGUCUCUCGUCACCCGGAGACAACUGGGCCGAGAGACACGCGGCCAGAGUGUGUCACCCGGCCAGUGGGCGUGUCCUGGAGGUUUCUACCAGCCAACCAGGCGUCCAGUUCUACACCGCCAACUUCCUGGACGGCUCUAUAACGGGAAAGGGCGGGGCCAAGUACGGGAAGCACAGCGCCUUCUGUCUGGAGACACAGAACUGGCCUGAUGCUGUCAACCAGGCUUCAUUUCCUGACUGUCUUCUGCGUCCUGGUGAGGAAUACCGCCACGUGACCCGCUUCACCUUCACCACCGUCUGAGGUGACCCACAGAACAGACCCACAGGAGGACAGACCAACAGAACAGACCAACAGGACAGACCCACAGGAGGACAGACCCACAGGACAGACCAACAGGAGGACAGAGAUGUGAUAUAUUUUACUACACCAGUGCUAUGCUGUCUUUUGUAGUUGCAGUAGUCAUUAACACGAUGUUCCGAGUCCAAUCUGACCAAACUUUAAAGUGAAACUAAAAUAAAGAAGGAUCUGACUCACUCAA
Messenger RNA from Pseudoliparis swirei, 658 nucleotides. It is a transcript of the gene galm, whose product is annotated as galactose mutarotase. Gene Ontology annotation, biological process: glucose metabolic process; beta-D-galactose catabolic process via UDP-galactose, Leloir pathway. Lineage: Eukaryota; Metazoa; Chordata; Actinopteri; Perciformes; Liparidae. The record is from RefSeq and is a predicted model, not a curated record. The annotation marks the transcript as partial. The transcript is spliced from 3 exons. Gene Ontology annotation, molecular function: carbohydrate binding; aldose 1-epimerase activity.